UUAGAUCUGGUAUGUAUUCUUUGGCUGUUGUACUCGUAUCUCUCCUCAGUGUCGUACCAGUUUAUUCUCGGCCGUCUCCUGACGAGCUGGGGCUACUUCACGACACCUUAGCUCGUGGUCCUCCUCCUGAUGCACUCAGCAGUUCACCCAAUGCAUUAAAUCCUCGUGUUCCACUUUCUACAAACGAUGAUACUCCAUCACCAUUAGUUGACCUACAGGUAUACGCCCCUCCGAUAGUUCCUCGCAACGGGAGAUCAUGCGAAAUCGUCCUCCUGACGCAUGAAUUUGGUGAUGGAAGUUACGGUGUUCCUGCGAUUGCUGAAUAUACACCGCCCACCGACCAUGCAUGUGGAGGAGUGGAUAAAUGGGCUGCUAUCACGCUCAAUGUUACUGUAUAUUCCAUUGGAACGCAGUAUGAUCGGUUGAGUUCUCUGUAUCUGUCUCAUGUUGAGAUUUUACGCCAUUCAAGUGCUGAACCCACGAAAACUGGUACAGUUUGGACUGUCAAAGAUGUAACGCACUAUAGUGCGCUUUUCCGUAAACCUGGACAGAUACUUAUGGACUUCAGCAACAUUAUAUCGGCCGACCUUGGAUUGGAUGCAAGUUUCCAUGUGGAUGUCACCGCGGCCUUCCAUGUUGCCACACCGUCUUUUCCGGUGCCCACGACAUCCGACCUCAUACUUCCCUUGUCUAACCUUUCGCCGAACACUACUAAUCUCUUUACAAUCGAGGAUGAUCUUGGCGGGACUACAAACAUUACGAUUCCACCCUCUACUCAACAAGCAUUUGUUGAGAUAUAUGCAUCCGGUAACUCCAAUGAAGAGUUUUGGUACCUUAACACUCCAGACGAGUUCCUGGACCGAUUUCCUUCCUCUACAGGGCUGGUAGGAAAAGGUCCAUUCCGUGAAAUACAGCUCGUUCUCGAUGGAAGGCUAGCAGGUGUCGUCUGGCCUCAUGCCGUAAUCUAUACAGGAGGCAUCACUCCUACGAACUGGAGACCGUUGACGGCGUAUGGCACGUACGAUCAACCAACCUACUAUAUCGAUGUCACGCCGUUUCUCCCACUCAUAAAUGAUGACAAACAGCAUGCAUUUACGCUGCGCGUACAAGGCCAAGGCGCUUCACCAUCUAUCAACUCUAACUGGUUCGUCUCGGGUUCCGUGCAUCUGAAGUUAGGCAAGAAGCGCGUACUGGGGAAAAUGACCACAUACGACGUUCAGUCAAAUCCAUCUCUCAAGACGACUGGUAGCGCAAGUAAUGGAAACAUCACCGUCAAUACAUCUGUGCUCGCACAGCGGACGGUACUUAUCGAAAGCGAGCUGCACGGCGAUAUCGGCAGGCAAAUCGUACGCUUCGAACAACAGUUGAACUAUAGCAACUUGCAGAGAUACGAAGAUGACGGGUGGGUGCAGUGGGGAGCACAGUUGACCGAAGGCACUUCACAAUCUGUGCAUGGUGGCCGAAUGGCCUUCCGUGACACUUUCUCGUAUCCAUUGGAUGUUUUCUCAAACUACUCAUUGUAUGACAUGCAAUUCGGUGCUUAUGGGUCCGCCAUUAACCAAACGUUUAGUCGCACUCUGCAAUCACCCUUCCUUGGUCUCACACACACCAUUCUCUCCGUACAGCACGCACGUGGAAACGUGGGCAUGGAUGACACUCCCGGUCUUCGACAUGCUAUCAAUGGCACUGGAGCCACCGACCAACAGUUCGCGUUCAGUUCGACAAGUGGAGAGACCUAUUUCAGAGAUAUCGCGGCGAAGAACGAUGGAUGGUUGCGAGAUUCGGUCUGGGGAACGCUCAAGGCCUCUGAACCGCCUGUUCCUAAGAAUCAAAUAUUUGAAGGUGGUGGACAUGGUUUCCGACGAAGCCUGAGUACGCGAAGGUCACCCCGGUCUUCCUACGAUACAGUAUCUUGUUCGACCCCCAUUUCUCGUGCACAAGUCGAAGCUUUAUGACAGUUACUAUGCCAUGGUUGAUGUCAUAAGAUAUGUAGCAGCCAUUAGCUCUGGUAGUAAUGAUCCGGCAAUCGCUUGCGCUAAUAUAUCUGGCUCCAAAAGCGUC
This is a messenger RNA of Somion occarium, 2061 nucleotides long. The record is from the annotation of a GenBank genome assembly. NCBI's taxonomy places the organism in Eukaryota, Fungi, Basidiomycota, Agaricomycetes, Polyporales, Cerrenaceae.